Messenger RNA from Penicillium olsonii, 2640 nucleotides. Lineage: Eukaryota; Fungi; Ascomycota; Eurotiomycetes; Eurotiales; Aspergillaceae. The record is from the annotation of a GenBank genome assembly.
AUGAUGGACUCUGGCUGGCAGCCUUACCAAGACCCUCAUCUGGGUCAUCCCGCGCAGUUUAGUGCGGCGUUGGCCUCGCAUCCUCAGCAAGUACCCUCGAAAUACGGUCAGCCACCAGCACAGCCGCCCGUCGGAUAUACCUACGAGACCUUCCAAACACCUGGCACGGCCUCGAAAGCACCCUCGGCCGGGACAAAUUCGAAAACCGUCUCCAUGGCUUCGUCGCCAGCCGCCACGCCACGUACCCGGGAUUAUGUCACCGACGCGGAUACCACCAUGGAGGACGCCGACCCGUACAACCGGGCAAAGUACCCCUCGAGGCCAAACCACAGUCGCGCUUCCUCGCAGUUCUUGAAUCAAGCAGAGGAGUCUUCGGCUGCCCGCAGGUAUUCACCGGGGAACGUGAUUUCGCCGCCGAUGUCAUAUCCCACCAGUCCUGGUAAGUCUCAGGGCUCGUAUGGAUUCCCAUCCGCGCCCCAGAGUGGCUCUCGACGAUCGCCUUCCAAGCCAGAAUACGCUUCACCACCCCAGGGAUUCCAGUCGCCGCCAUCCAAUCGCGCCCCUAGACUCCCUCCCCUGCAAUCCGGUGACCUGAGCCCCGACCAGUACUAUCCUCCCUCGGCUUCUUCGCACAUGAGUCCCGGAUUCGGUGGAUCGCGAUCACCGCGAUCCGGCUCCCUGCCAUCACAGCCUCCCCUGGUCGCAGGCCGUGGCCCUGUCCCGAAGUUCCGGAAGAUCCAGUCCGUCCAAGAGCUCCAGCCCCGUACGAACGUGCAGCCCGCAUAUCGACGCGCCAACCCAGAAGGUGGAUUCAUCAGCCCGCUUCAAUCGCUUACAACCCACCUUCCGGCCACCUAUCGCAUAUGUAACCCCGGAUUCAAUUACGAGUCUUCGAGGAACCCCAGGCGCGUUUUGACCAAACCCAGCAAGGGUUGCAAAAACGAUGGGUAUGAUAACGAGGACAGCGAUUACAUCCUCUACGUGAACGACAUCCUCGGGAGCGAGGAAGCUGGUCAUAAAAACCGAUACCUCAUUCUCGAUGUCCUCGGUCAGGGUACCUUCGGUCAAGUCGUGAAAUGUCAGAAUCUGAAGACUGGAGAAGUUGUGGCCGUCAAAGUCAUCAAGAACAAGACUGCAUAUUUCAAUCAGAGUAUGAUGGAAGUUUCGGUCUUGGAUCUGCUGAACAGCAAGUAUGACAAGAACGACGACCAUCACCUGCUUCGCCUGAAGGAUACUUUUAUUCACCGACAGCACCUGUGUCUUGCAUUUGAGUUGCUCAGUGUCAACCUUUACGAGCUUAUCAAGCAGAACCAAUUCCGUGGACUCAGCACCACCUUGGUCCGGGUGUUUGCCCAACAAUUGCUGAACGCUUUGAGCUUGCUGAACAAAGCGCAUCUAAUCCACUGUGAUUUGAAGCCUGAGAAUAUUCUUCUGAAAAAGCAAAGCCCUAUCAUCAAGGUGAUCGAUUUCGGUUCUGCUUGCGACGAACGGCAGACAGUGUACACUUAUAUUCAGUCUCGAUUCUAUCGAUCGCCCGAGGUACUAUUGGGCUUGCCCUACUCUUCCGCGAUUGAUAUGUGGUCCCUGGGCUGUAUUGUUGUGGAGCUCUUCCUGGGCCUGCCUUUGUUCCCUGGAUCCUCCGAGUAUAACCAAGUUUGCCGAAUUGUUGAGAUGCUCGGCAUUCCACCCACAUGGAUGCUGGAGAUGGGCAAGCAAUCCGGCGAAUUCUUUGAAAAAACACAAGAUGAAUUUGGCAGGAAGACCUACCGCCUCAAGACUCUAGAGCAGUACUCAAGGGAACACAACACCAAGGAACAGCCCAGCAAGAAGUACUUCUCCGCAUCGACUCUGGAAGAGAUCAUCCGAAGCUACCCAAUGCCACGCAAGAACAUGAAGCAAGCAGAGGUUGAGCGAGAACUUAACAACCGCGUCGCUUUUAUUGACUUUGUCCGCGGGCUGCUGUCAAUCAACCCCCUGGAGCGUUGGUCACCCCAGCAAGCCAAGUUACACCCAUUCAUCACCCAGCAGAAGUUCACUGGGCCUUUCAUGCCACCCAUGAACCUCAAGUAUUCCACCGCCAACAAACCUGCCCCUGGUGUUCAACAGCAACAGCAGGCUGAGACCGCCAGCAAGCAAAGAGCAGCCCAGGCGGCUCAUGCGCAAAAUGCCUAUGCUGCCCAGAUGAGCCAAUUCCACACCCCGCCCCAGCAGCAAGCUCCACCCAUGUACAACGGCAUGUACCAGCAAGGCGCCCCGCCUCCUCCAUAUCCCACUCAGCCUCCAGGGUAUGGCCAUCAAAUGGGCAUGGUUCCCGGCAGCCAAAUGCCUCCACAGAGCCUAUACGCACAAGCCACAACACGCGCAGGUCGUCAACGGGCUUCCACCAUGGACCCCAACGGUGGAAUCCCAACUACCAUCCAACGCGUCGCGAGCCACCUGGAUCCCAACGCGCCUAUUCGGCUGCAACCAAGCCCUGCAUACUAUCCUCCUCCUCCCGAUGGAUACGUAGAUGCUAACGCUAACCAGCGGCGUCGCGGCAGUCGCGCAGGCGGUGGAAAUCAACGCAACCGUGACUUCAUCCGCACCCUUGAGGAUGGUGUGUUGAGCGAAGGAUACAUGAGUCAGAACCAAUGGCACUAG